GCUCCCCUAGCAGUGUCCACCGCGGCCGCUUUCCGCCCUCUGGCCCGUUCUGUCUCUUCCCCGUCCCCCGAAUUAAAAGGGAAAAUUAACUGCGGCGGCGACAGCAGAAAUCCUCCCCCCCCUCCCCCUCCCCCAACCGCCUGAUCCCGCCGCCGCGUCGGUGACCUUUUCUCGACGAGGUUGCAGAUAUUACUUCGAUUGAUGGUGCAAAGAAAAUAAGUGCGGCAAGUUGAGUAGGGUGAUGUUAUUGAGUUUAGUAAGCACUAGAGAUGAUGGAUAAUCUAGCUAUUGUCGCGAAGGAGCUAGGUGAUGUGUCGGAUUUUGAGGUUGAUGGCAUCCCAAACCUCUCUGAGAAUGAUGUCAGUGACGAGGAGAUCGAGGCUGAGGAGCUGGCCCGGCGGAUGUGGAAAGAUAAGGUCAGGCUCAAGAGGAUCAAGGAGAAGCAGCAGAGGCUUGCUUUGGAGCAGGCCGAACUGGAGAAGUCUAAACCAAAGAAGCUGUCUGAUCUAGCCCUUCGCAAGAAGAUGGCAAGAGCCCAGGAUGGGAUUUUAAAGUACAUGCUCAAGUUGAUGGAAGUAUGUAAUGCACAGGGUUUUGUUUAUGGGAUCAUUCCUGAUAAAGGGAAGCCUGUCAGUGGAGCAUCAGACAACAUUAGAGCUUGGUGGAAGGAGAAGGUUAAGUUUGAUAAGAACGGGCCAGCAGCAAUUGCAAAAUAUGAGGUUGAGAACUCUCUGUUGGUUAAUGCUAAGAGCAGUGGAACCAUGAAUCAAUAUAGCUUGAUGGAUCUCCAAGAUGGUACUCUGGGCUCAUUGCUUUCUGCAUUGAUGCAGCACUGCAGCCCUCAGCAGCGCAAGUACCCACUGGAUAAGGGUAUUCCACCCCCGUGGUGGCCCUCAGGGAAUGAGGAGUGGUGGAUUGCUUUAGGCCUUCCAAAGGGUAAAACACCUCCAUACAGAAAACCUCACGAUCUUAAGAAGGUUUGGAAGGUUGGUGUGCUGAUGGGUGUGAUCAAACACUUGUCUCCGAAUUUUGAUAAGAUAAGAUAUCAUGUACGGAAGUCAAAGUGCUUGCAGGACAAAAUGACUGCAAAAGAGAGCUUGAUUUGGCUGGUUGUUUUGCAAAGAGAGGAGUAUGUUCACAGUAUUGGCAACGGUGUAUCAGAUACUCAUCUUGUUAACCUAGGGGACAAACAUGAGAGUUCAUACAGCAGCUGUGAUGAGUAUGAUGUCGAUUGUAUGGAGGAGCCUCCUAAGUCUACAAUAUCCAAAGACGAUGUGGGAGUUCAUCAGCCAGCUGUGCACAUCAGAGAAGAGAAUGGCUCAAGUAGUGGGAACAAAAAACGUCAUGAUAAACGCUCUACUCAAACACUGCCUAGUACUAAGGAAACUAAAAAACCACCAAAGCGAAGAAGACAUACCGGACAGUGUUCUGUUGAUGGGUCUGAGGUUGAAGGAACACAAAGAAAUGAUAAUAUGCCAGAGGUUUUGAGCAACGCAAUUCCGGAUAUGAAUAGCAAUCAGAUGGAGGUGGUCUGUGUCGCUAACCCGUUGACAAGCUUCAAUCAUGCCGGUACAAAUGGAGGAUCUUUACAACAUCAAGGAGAUGUUCAAGGGAACUUUGUACCCCCUGGUGUUGUGGUUAAUAAUUACAGCCAGGCUGCAAAUAUUGCUCCUUCAAGCAUUUAUAUGGUCGACCAGCCAUUAGCUUCUGAAAGUAAUGAUUACACAAACUCCUGGCCUGGAAAUACUUUUCAACCAGAUGUUGGUCUUGGAUCUAUUGGCUUUAGUUCUUCUUCACAUGAUUACCAGUCUUCUGCUGCAAAACACUCAGUACCACUACCUACGGAUAACCAUGUCCCUGCCAUGGGAACAGGAGCUUUGAACAGUUCUUACAGUCAUCAUAUGGCAGGUAGUGGGAAUUCAACUUCUGUUGCUGGUGACACGCAACAAAUCAUGAGUGAUGCUUUUUAUAUUGACCCCGAUGAUAAGUUUAUAGGCAGUUCUUUUGAUGGACUGCCUUUAGAUUUCAUCGGUAUUAAUAGUCCAAUCCCUGACCUCGAUGAACUCGAUGAACUGCUGGAUGACAAUGACUUGAUGCAAUAUCUGGGAACGUAAUGUAGGUGCUUAUUCUGUUGAUUGCAGCCCUUGUAGUUGAUCGCUGAGAAAAAGGGGUGUUUGCGGCCUGCAAAGAGGAGUUCCAUGACAUGCUGAUGUGGUGCUAAUCCUGCUACAGUAGAGAGUGUGAUGUAUUGUGUCUCUUUUUUGUAAUUUGUAGAGUGCCCCUUUGACAUGUGCUGGACAUGUCAUUAGCCUGUAAAAACUUGGUAGAAUCUUGCGCAGCUAGCUGGAGAAACUUCGCGUCUGAUGAAGAGAACUGAAUUUCUGUUUUUUCUUUGUGGCUAAGAGAAUCAUGAUGCA
This is a messenger RNA of Aegilops tauschii subsp. strangulata, 2417 nucleotides long. RefSeq names its product protein ETHYLENE-INSENSITIVE 3-like 1a. NCBI's taxonomy places the organism in Eukaryota, Viridiplantae, Streptophyta, Magnoliopsida, Poales, Poaceae. Gene Ontology annotation, molecular function: DNA binding; DNA-binding transcription factor activity. The record is from RefSeq and is a predicted model, not a curated record. Gene Ontology annotation, cellular component: nucleus.